CUUCCGUAUACACUGUGUUCGUUAGUUUCUACUUAUAGCCUCAUGAUGUCUAAGUUCAAAACCGUAACUUGGCCUAAAGUGAUUUUAUUUGGCGACUCCAUCACACAGUUUUCAUUUCAACCCAAUGGAUGGGGUGCAGAAAUUGCGGACAAAUUAGCAAGAAAGUGUGAUGUUGUAAACAGAGGACUGUCUGGCUACAACUCCAAAUGGGGUAAGAUUGUUCUUCCUCGCCUCAUCAACAGCCAGAGCUCAGCAGACAACAACAUAGCUGCUGUCACUGUCUUCUUUGGAGCCAACGACUGUUCACUGGAAGAUAAAAACCCCCAACAGCACAUCCCUCUGCAGGAGUAUUCAGAGAACCUGAAGGAGAUCACCCGCUUUCUGGCUUCAGCUGGAGUGUCAGCAGACAAAGUUAUCUUCAUCACCCCCCCACCUAUCCAUGAACCAGCCUGGGAGAAGCAGUGCAUUUUGAAAGGAUUUUCUCUCAAUCGCCACAACUCUGUAGCGGGGCAGUAUGCCCAGGCGUGUGUUCAGGCUGCUAGUCAGUGUGGCACAGAUGUCCUGGACCUCUGGACACUCAUGCAGAAAGAUGGACAGGACUACACAGUCUACUUGUCUGACGGAUUACAUCUCUCAGAGAAGGGAAACCAGUUUGUGGCCCAGCACCUGUGGGGGCUGCUGGAGAGCCGAGUGGCCAACCUGCCCUUCAUUCUGCCUUACUGGGGAGACGUGGACGCCAAGAGCCCUGAGAGCAGCCUCCUCUGUGACCAGUGAAAACAGUUAAGAAAAAAUAUUCUGGCCUGGGCAUUUUGUCGAGAGCCUGACACUGGACUGAAUUCCUGCUACUAAACAAUGAAGCAGCUCUGAUUUGUAUUUGCCAGGUAUGUGCAAUACAAGAUCAUGUAUUAAUGUUAAAAAAUGCAUAAAAUGCAUAAUAAAGAUUUUUAUUUUGA
Molecule: messenger RNA, 953 nt
Organism: Seriola dumerili (greater amberjack)
Lineage: Eukaryota; Metazoa; Chordata; Actinopteri; Carangiformes; Carangidae
Gene: iah1
Product: isoamyl acetate hydrolyzing esterase 1 (putative)
Exons: 6
Coding region: 43-774 (243 amino acids)
Molecular function (GO): hydrolase activity, acting on ester bonds
Source: RefSeq, a predicted model, not a curated record